Molecule: messenger RNA, 3515 nt
Organism: Erpetoichthys calabaricus (reedfish)
Lineage: Eukaryota; Metazoa; Chordata; Cladistia; Polypteriformes; Polypteridae
Product: cytochrome c oxidase assembly factor 1 homolog
Exons: 5
Coding region: 136-579 (147 amino acids)
Biological process (GO): mitochondrial respiratory chain complex I assembly; mitochondrial respiratory chain complex IV assembly
Cellular component (GO): mitochondrial inner membrane
Source: RefSeq, a predicted model, not a curated record
CGUUUGUAUGUGAAGCUGUGAACUUAGGCGCUGUUGUUCGUGUUAAUAAAGUUUGUCGAUUACUGUUGACAACCACAUGGCUGCGCCCAUUAAGGAAGUGCUGUGACUUAAGUGCAUGAGAGGAAAUUAAAAAAAAUGCCUGCCUCAGUCCAAAAACUGCAACAAAUGGCAAUUUACUUGGGCAUUGUUGGAGGAGCAGCAAGUGCAGUGAUGUAUUACCUCAUGCAAAAAAAUUUUGCAAAGUCCCAAUACUUUCAGCUUGCUGUGGAGAAGCUUAAAGUUCAUGAAAUGGCGAUGGACUCUCUUGGAGCCCCUCCAUUGAAAAUCCACAACAUUAGGCUUACUGAUCGACAUAAUCAUGUGGAUAAAGAAAGAGCAAAGCUCAAAAUUCCAGUUUCAGGAGCCAGAUCUGCAGGAUAUCUGUACAGUUUCUCAACUAGAGAUGCCAUAUUGGACAGGUGGCAUUUAGAAGAGGCUCUGCUUCAGCUCAAAGAUGGGACAUCAUUUGUACUUUUUAAUGAAAAAGAAGAAAUAGAAGCAGACAGAGCUGAGAGUGGAGACCACAUCUUCAAUAACUAGUGACACAUACUGUGUUAUUUCUGCAGAUGAACUGCAUUUUGCUUUUAGUAUAGUGUGCAAUUAAACAAAUUAAAUAUCAAUUUACUGUAGAAUACCAGCCCUUUUAGCAGAAGUAUAUAAGAAGUAAGGUACUUACACCAUUUUGUUAACCUCAUUUCCUUCAAGAAUCAUACGUUUUAAUCUUCAAAAAUUACACAAGUAGCAAGUCCCAUAAACAAAAGCACACAGCGUGUCAAUUCCCACCAUAAAACUUGGAUCAUCCUGUAGUUCUAUGAAGCAAACAAAAAUUAGCAACAUAUCCAAUAUGUGUGCCAGUGCCCAGACAUCUUGCCUCGUACAGUUUCAGAAAGUACUUGGACUCCUUCACUUUCUACACCCUUUAUUGAGCUGUAGACUUAACUUUAAAUAUAUACAUUUACCAUGUUUUCAGAUCAGUCUACACUCAGUAACCCCCACAAUGACCAAGUGAAAACAUGUUUGCAGAAAGGUUUACAAAUCAAAAACUGAAUCCUGUCAUUCUUACCAGUAUUCAGACCCUUUGUUGUGGUAGAGCAGGUUGUGGUCAGGUGCAUCCUGUUUGAUUUAAUUAUAUACUAUUAUACUAUACCAGUAAUGGCGCGCUGCACGAUGACAUGCAGUGAAUACACUUGGCUUGAGCAUUCAUAGUAUUCAUCCUCUUUUCCUGUACGUUUACCAUUCGUUUGCUCAGAGGUUGAUGUGCUUGCUGCUUCCUGAGCAGCUCUUCUUUUCUCCACCCUAGCGGCCCCCUGCUUCUCUUCUUUCGUCGGCAUCUUUUCACGUUAAAACUGAUUAAGUUCGUUUUUGUGUUGCAAUUACUUAUUACGUUUUCUUUAAUCUUUCACUUAAUCUGGCACUUAAGUCUUCAAUCUGCCUCAAGAAUGAUUAGCGAAGGUGGUAGGGAAUGAGAACGGCACCUGUACAUAUGCGCCGCACGGCCGCCCUGCAGCCGAGAGUUGAUUUUACAAUAAAAUAAAAAUAAAAAGAGUAAUAAAAUCAUCACCCCGAAAGCGGAUAGUAGACGUCACAUAGUAUAUUUGUACCAAAUUUCAAGUCAAUAGGUGAAACGGUUUGCGAGCUACAGCUGAUUUAAAAUCCUGGACAGACAAACGAACAGACAUAGUAGCGUAUUAUAGAAGAUGUGUAGAAAGUAAAUGGAGUCCCCCUGUGGCAAACUGAAUUGACUGGACAUUGUAUGGAAUGGUCACACAAUUCACACUGCACGUCAAAACAAAAACCAAGCCACGAAGUCCAAAGAACUUUUCAUAGACCUUAGUGAUAAAACUGUGGUAAGACAUAAAGCUUUUGAGAGUUUCCAGGAAACUGAACUUUUCUUAAAGUUGCCUGUUUGGAAAAACUGAAUAACGGGGUGAGAAGGGCCUUGGUCAUGGAGGUGACCAAAAAUCCAAUGGUUACUUUAAUACAGCUUCAAAACUCCUUUGCUGAUAUGGAAGGACGACUACCCUAGCAACACUCCAUUAAUCAGGUGCACAUGACAGCACAGGGAUUGCCAAACAAAUUUAAAGGAUUCAUGAGGAAAAAGAUGGUCCGGUGUGAUGAGACAAAAAUGUAACUCUUUAGGCAAAACUCCAAACACUCUGUCUGGCACUGCUCAUCAUCCGUCCAAUAGUAACAUUAAAGUGAAACAUUCUGAUGGAAGCAUCAUGCUAUAGGGAUGCUUCUCAGUGGCAGGGCCAUCAAGAUUGAGGAAUAGAUGGAUGCAGCCAAAUACAGAGAGAUCCAUGAAGGAAACCUGCUCAGGUGUGCACAUGACCUCAGACUGGGGUGUGAUGGCUCACUUUUCAGCACAAUGACCUGAAGCACACAGCCAAGACAACACUGGAGUGACUUUGGGACAAAUUUCUGGAUGUCCUUAUAGGGCCCAGCCAAAGCCCAAGCUUUAAACCCAUAGAACAUCUGUGAAGAGACCCAAAGAUGGCACUCUACAGAUGUUUUCCAUCCAAUCUAAUGAAGCUUGAAAGGAUCUUGACACUUUCUUCAUUACUAAAAUAUUCAGGAAGUUCUUAUCACAACACAAAAGCAUUAACAGUCAAGCCACACAUGGCUUGUAACAAAAGCUGUUUUAGCAAAGAAAUGGAAUAAAAUGUCUUGGUAAAAGUCUUUAUUCAAAGCUAAAUCACAGUUGUAAAUGUAGAAAGAAAUGUUCUGCUCCUUCCUUAUACACUGAGACGUAAAUUAAAUACAGUCAAACUCGGUUUUAACGAGCUCGGUUAUAAAGAUUUCUCGGUUAUAAUGGGGAAAAAAAAAAAAAUUUUGAAAGAUAUACCAGCUAUUUGCAUGUAAAUUUGCCCUGUUAUAACAAGCAAAAUCUCGGUUAUUACGAACAACACUUGACCACAUCCUGGACUUUUUGCGAGCCACUUAGCGGAAUAAAUUUCAAUAUGCAAUAAAUUUCUUAUCUAUUGCCUGGAACAAUAUGAUGACUGUUACCAUACAGAAUUGCUUCAGGAAAUCAACAUCUGAUAUUUUUGAAGAUGAUGAUGAAUUGCCAUUAUCUACAUGGGUUCGACAAAACAAUAUUGAAAUUAAUAAUGUAAAUUAUGACUAUCAACACGUGGAUGACAAAUUGUUUACUAACGGAAUUUCUACUGAAAACGAAAUCAUAAAUGAGUUGCUUCAAAAAGACGCCGCCGCUGGCAUAUUGGAUUUACCAGAAUGCAGUUUACCAACAUUGUUUGAUGCCGUAAACGCCUGCAAUAGAUUGAUGGCAUAUUCUCAAGGGACGGACGCAAAAAGCAAGCAUUUGAUGCAUUAAGGGGCAAACUACAUGACGGUAGAUUACAAAGUUUAAAACAAAAAUGUAAUUUGAACUUUCUUAGAAAAUAGUCUAUUGUACUUUAUGUUUUGAUUACGGGCUAAAUGUAUAUAUUUUUUUCAAUAAAUCACUAUUACUUUAA